UCCAACUCCCCAUAUAUUAUCAUUUCAUCUGUCCCCAAAGCUAUCGCUAAUGCCAUCGGCGAAAAUCCCCAUUUAAUCGGACCAGGACCCCGCAUCUUCUACCAUGAAGAUCUACGCAAGAUGAUUGUCAAACUGCCAUCGAGAGUGCUUCAGGUUGCGACACUUCUCUUUCAUGAUGCCAUCACAGAGAGCGCUGCUGCCAUGGGAAUCGCGAGACUCUUUGAUCCGAUUGGGAGUGCGACGUGCGAGGAUCGUCCGUAUAUGAAAGAGCCCGAUGCUUCGUAUAUACCUGUCAACCUUCAAGGGAGGAGUGAUAAAUGGCCAACGGUGGUGGUGGAGUCUGGAUUUUUGAAGACUAUUAGACGACUUCGUGUUGAUGCGGAAUGGUGGCUUGUCAGAUCAGCGGGCGAUGUGAAAGUUGUCAUCAUCAUUGCUGUUAAAAGAGAUGAACCAGAAAUUAUCAUUGAAAAUUGGAUUGCGGAUGGAAAUGGGCCAACUUGUCAACAGGAGAUUGUCAUAAGUCGUACUGGUCAGGUUAUAACUGUACUUGGAGCACCCUUGACUAUCACACACGAGGAACUACUCCUUCAACUCAAUCC
This is a messenger RNA of Aspergillus glaucus CBS 516.65, 599 nucleotides long. RefSeq lists its product as uncharacterized. The transcript has a single exon. The record is from RefSeq and is a predicted model, not a curated record. NCBI's taxonomy places the organism in Eukaryota, Fungi, Ascomycota, Eurotiomycetes, Eurotiales, Aspergillaceae. The annotation marks the transcript as partial.